Molecule: messenger RNA, 498 nt
Organism: Scylla paramamosain (green mud crab)
Lineage: Eukaryota; Metazoa; Arthropoda; Malacostraca; Decapoda; Portunidae
Exons: 1
Coding region: 1-498 (165 amino acids)
Source: RefSeq, a predicted model, not a curated record
AUGAGGUCUUGCUGGACAACCCUGGGCAGCCUGCUGCUUGUCACCCUCGCCGCCGCCGCCACCGUCAUACAUGACCCAGCCCCGCCCCACCCCGAAGCCAGAAUCAAGCCAGCCCCUCCUAGUUCCGACGCCAGAGUCGAGCCAGCCCCUCCCAACCCCGAAGCCAGGAUGAAGCCAGCCCCGCCGCUCCCCGACGGCAGGUUGAAGCCAGCCCCUCCCAGCCUCGAAGCCAGGGUGAAGCCAGCCCCUCCCAGCCCCGAAGCCAGGGUGAAGUCAGCCCCGCCCCUCUCCGACGCCAAGGUGAAGCCAGCCCCGCCCCUCCCAGACGCCAGAGUGAAGCCAGCCCCUCCCCAGCCUGCAGACCGAGGAGCAUUGAGGUCAGGUCGCGCCGCCACCACCACCACCACCAUGGACCCCCUGGACGAGUACUGCAAGGAGGCGUGCGUGGCGGGCAUCGGGGGAGCGCUAUGCAACUGUCCCGACCAUCCCAUCGGCUAA